ACCCGAAUCUCCCUCACAAUAACUUGUUCUCUCGCUUCUCUCUUUGAAACCUUAAAGGCCUUCUCUGCAACUCAUGUCUUGGUUGCCUUAGUUGUUGAUAUCUUUGGAACUGAUGCUUUCGAUGUAGGCCAGGAAGUUGGUGUUUCUCCUUACAUCUUCUUCCCCUCCACAGCUAUGCUUCUUUCUUUGUCUCUCUAUCUGCCAAAGCUCGAUGAGAUGUACAUUGGAGAGUAUAGAGACAUGAAAGAACCACUGAAAUUGCCUGGGUGUGUGCCGGUUCUUGGAACUGACUUGGUGGAUCCAAUGCAAGACAGGACCAAUUAUGGCUAUAAGUUAUUUCUCCACCACUGCAAACGUUUUAGGAUGGCUGAUGGGAUUUUGAUAAAUACAUUCAUGGGCUUGGUAGUGGGAGCUCUUAAGGCUUUGAAGGAUGGCUCAGACCCAACCACUCCGCCGGUCUACUUGGUCGGACCACUGAUUCAAAAAGGUUCGAGGGUUGGGGUUGAUGACCUGGAGUGCCUGCGAUGGUUAGAUGACCAGCCAACCGGUUCGGUUCUAUUUGUAUCGUUUGGAAGUGGUGGGACCCUCUCGAUGGAUCAGCAAAAUCCAUUGGCUUUGGGAUUGAAGAUGAGUGAGCAAAAAUUUAACAUGAUUGGUGGGACCCUCUCACCAUUGUGGUGUCUCUUCUUUUUAAGAACAAGAGGGGAUGAAAAAUAA
Molecule: messenger RNA, 717 nt
Organism: Macadamia integrifolia
Lineage: Eukaryota; Viridiplantae; Streptophyta; Magnoliopsida; Proteales; Proteaceae
Product: hydroquinone glucosyltransferase-like
Exons: 1
Source: RefSeq, a predicted model, not a curated record